Messenger RNA from Panicum hallii, 2698 nucleotides. Its product is annotated as zinc finger MYM-type protein 1-like. Lineage: Eukaryota; Viridiplantae; Streptophyta; Magnoliopsida; Poales; Poaceae. The record is from RefSeq and is a predicted model, not a curated record. The transcript is spliced from 5 exons. Bases 113 to 1651 code for a protein of 512 amino acids.
GCCCUGCUCCACAGCCACAGGCAGUGGAUAUCAACUAAAUGCUUUGAUCUCGAUGGAUCUGGGACAAGGGUUCAGUACACAAAUGCAGGACGAGAAAGAACUCCAGUAAGAGAUGGCUGGUAAUGGAAAGGGAAAAGGAAAGAUAUCUCAAAAAGGUUUAAAAAGCUAUUUUGGCACUGGUUCCAGUGGUUCAAGUAGACAACCAAGUACUCGUGGUAGUGGAAUUGCUCAACAAGAGGUUGAAGAUGGGCAAGAUCAUUUUGCGCUUGUAACAACCGGUGUAGAAGAUGAAUUUGCUCAAGCAACAACUGGUGUAGAAGAUGAAGUUGCUCAAGCAGAGCUUCAAGAAGGUAUAAUCGAGUUCAACCCGGACUAUAUCAUAUCGGAUCCAGGAUUUCGUAUUUCAAUUGAUUGUUUUGCCCCUAAUAUUAGAGAUGAAGUUAGAAGGGCUUUUAUAGUUAAAGGUCCUUUUCAACCAAUGGAUCAUAAGUUUCCUACCACGAAUGAUAAUAGGAGUUUUCAAAAGAAAUGGUUUAAGCAAUACAGUUUGUUGGAAUAUAGUGUGGAGAAGAAUAAAGCUUAUUGCUUCUAUUGCUAUCUUUUUAGACAUGAUCGAAUAGAGGAGAAAUUUGGUCAUGAUGCUUUUACAAAAGUCGGCUACUUGCAAUGGAAGAAUGGUUAUUUAGCACUUCCAAAACAUGUUGGUGGGCCUAGUAGCAUUCAUAACUUUGCAGCAACAUCAUAUCAUGAUUUUGAUAACCAAAGAUCAAGUGUAAGAAAUAGGGUGUCAACUCAUACGAAAGAUGCAUUGGUCAAAUAUGAAACCCGAGUGGAAGCUUCCUUGAGUAUUGUUGCUUAUCUUGCAUUGCAAGGUGAGCCGUUUCGGGGGCAUGAUGAAACUUCUACUUCAUUGAAUAAGGGCAACUUUUUGGAAAUGCUUGAUUGGUACAAGGAAAGGAAUGAGGAAGUGAAACGUGCUUUUGAUGAGUUGUGUCCAAAAAAUGCAAAAAUGACUUCCGGCACGAUUCAAAAAGACCUUGCAAACUCUUGUGCACAAGCAAUCUUAAAGGCAAUAAAGGAAGAAAUGGGGGGUUGUCGAUUCUCUAUUCUUAUUGAUGAAUCACGUGAUAUAUCUAUCAAAGAGCAAAUGGCCAUAAUUGUUAGAUUUGUGAACAAAAAAGGGGAAGUCAUAGAAAGAUUUUUGGGUAUCAAGCAUGUCAAGUAUACAACAUCGGAAUCAUUGAAGAAAGCAUUACUUGAAGUGUUAAAUGAUCAUGGUUUAGUUGUUGCAAAUAUACGAGGGCAAGGGUAUGAUGGUGCUUCCAAUAUGAGAGGAGAAUUUAAUGAUCUUCAGAAAUUGAUUAGAGAUGAGAAUCCUUUUGCUUUCUAUAUCCAUUGUUUUGCUCAUCAAUUGCAAUUGGUAGUUGUUGCUGUCUCAAAAUGUGCCUCAUCUAUUGAAGAUUUCUUUGAGUAUGUGACACUAAUUGUGAGCAGCACUUCCACUUCAUGUAAAAGGAAGGAUUUAUUGCUUGAUAGACAUCGAUUGAAUCUCUUGUCUAAAUUAGAGAGUGGAGAAAUAUCAUCUGGGAGAGGUAAACAACAAGAAACAUCAUUGGCAAGACCUGGAGAUACAAGAUGGGGAUCUCAUUAAGACUUUACUUCGUAUUGAGUCAAUGUGGGAUUCAGUAAUAGAAGUGCUAGAAAUUGUGAAUCAAGAUGAGCGCAUUCCAUCUAGAGCAGGAGGAUUGGUACAAAUAAUGGAGUCUUUCAGCUUUGUAUUUAUCAUGAAGAUGAUGUUGCAAAUCCUUCAUAUUACAAAUGAGCUCUCACUCAUCUUGCAAAGGAAGGAUCAAAAUGUUGUUCAAGCUAUGUCUUUGAUUAUUGAUGUGACGACACGUUUGAAUAAUUUGAGAAGUGAAGGUUGGGAACCAUUGUUUGAAGAAACAAAAGUCUUCUGCCUUGCAAAAUGUAUCCCAAUACCAAAUAUGAGUGAUCAAGUACCACGAUUUGGUCGAUCAAGAAAAGGUGGGAGAAACAAUAUUACUCAAGAUCAUUAUUUUCGUGUUGAUAUCUUCUAUGCUGCAAUUGAUGCUCUUACCACGGAGUUUGAUCACCGCUUUAAUGAGCGGUCCUCAGAAUUGCUUGUUGGAUUUUCUUGUCUUGACCCUAGAGAUUCAUUCUCUAAGUUUGAUGUUGAGAAACUUGCUCAUAUUGCGGAUAUCUAUUAUGAUGACUUCUCUUUUGAUGACCACAAGACCAUAAAAGAUCAACUUCAAACUUUCAUCAUUCAUGUGCGGAGAUUUGAAGAAUUCAAAGUUUGUUAUGAUCUUGCAAGCCUUUCAAAAACAAUGGUUAGACUUGAGAGAUAUAUUGUUUUUCCAUUGGUUUAUCGUCUCAUUGAGUUGGUAUUGAUAUUACCGGUGGCGACAGCAACAGUUGAAAGGGCAUUCUCAGCUAUAAAGAUUAUUAAAACUGAAUUGCGCAACAAGAUGACCGAUGGGUGGUUAAAUGAUUUGAUGGUGUGUUACAUCGAAAGAGAAAUAUUCAAAGGUCUUGAUCUUCAACAAAUUAAAAAGGCAUUUCAAAAAAAGAAAGACAGGAAAAUGCAAUUUCCAAGAUCUCCUAGACGCGUUUAGAGGUUUUAAUUGCUAUUUUAAUAAUCGACAUUUUUAAGAUCUGUUUUGCAACUUUCUCUACC